GUCGAGCUUUCCGUUUCUCUGACCUUGAACUAUGUGUUUUAUAGCAUAAAUAAUAAUAAUCGUUAAUUAAAAAAAAUACUCCCAAUAUAUGUAAAACGUUGCUCAAUUUCUCCAAUAUUGAAACGGCUCACGAAAAAAAGGCGGCGAUACCUAUUAUUAUAAUAUACGUUCACUUUUCCUUUCUAAAAUUGUAAAACUUAUAUAUAAGCAGAUAAAAUUCCUUUAUAGCUCAACGUAAUCUAUGUUCGUCCAAAUUGAUAAUACUCAAGUACUUGCCUCAUGUUUUAACCAGGACCGCUGAUAAGAGUAUUUUAGAAGAAAAAAAUAAGAACGCAAAAUUUUCACAUCUUCUUAAAACAAUUCUUGACAAUAUACCUACAAUUUAAACGGUUAUUUUCAAAAAAAUGUCCAACUAUUUACCUGUGACUCAUGUCAUUUUUGACAUGGACGGUCUACUUUUAGACUCGGAAAAAGUUUACUUGUCUUCCAUGACCGACGUACUACUGAAUAAAUAUGGGAAAAUUUAUACAGAUGAAUUACGUGUAAAAGUAAUGGGAACCGUACCGCUCAACACUGCAACGAUUCUUGUAAAUGAACUCGGAUUGGACAUUGCGCCUACAGAUUUAAUGGAAGAGUUCUACGAAGUUCAAUUGCAAAGAAUGGUUAACGUACCUUUAAUGCCUGGUGCCACAAGAUUAAUCAACCACCUGAGUGAAAAUAACGUGCCCAUUGCUGUAGCUACUAGUAGUGGUAAAGAGACCUUUAAGGUUAAAUCAGCUGACCAUCAAGAAUUUUUUUCAAAAUUUCACCAUAUUGUGUUGGGAAGUGCCGAUCCAGAAGUCAAAGACGGUAAACCCGCCCCAGAUAUAUUUUUGGUGUGUGCAUCGCGCUUUGAUGACAAACCUAAACCUGGAAAAUGUUUGGUGUUUGAGGAUGCUCCAAAUGGAGUAACAGCUGCUAGGGCCGCUGGUAUGCAAGCUGUAAUGGUGCCGGACAAAGUAAUUCCUAUUGAAAAAACUAGUCAUGCUACGCAAGUGAUAACAUCGUUGGAACAAUUUAAACCAGAAGAUUUUGGAUUACCGCCAUUUAAAUAAAUAAGAAAUUAUUAUAUUUUUGUUUUAUGACUUAUUAAAAUGUUUUUAUAUUCAGUUAAAUUCUGAAAGAGAUAUGGUUGUAUAUCUACUUGAUAAUCUUAGUUUAUCAUGAUUCAUAUGCCUCGCCCUACCU
Messenger RNA from Adelges cooleyi (spruce gall adelgid), 1227 nucleotides. Its product is annotated as probable pseudouridine-5'-phosphatase. Lineage: Eukaryota; Metazoa; Arthropoda; Insecta; Hemiptera; Adelgidae. Gene Ontology annotation, molecular function: phosphatase activity. The coding region runs from base 405 to 1094 and encodes 229 amino acids. The record is from RefSeq and is a predicted model, not a curated record. The transcript is spliced from 4 exons.